Molecule: messenger RNA, 1478 nt
Organism: Moneuplotes crassus
Lineage: Eukaryota; Ciliophora; Spirotrichea; Euplotida; Euplotidae
Source: the annotation of a GenBank genome assembly
UAACAAUAAUAUUAUUAAAGCAUAAGUAUGGAUUGGGUUAUUUUCUGGCUCAUUAUCGUCAACAUUAUGUCGCAGAGUUCAUUCUCCUUAAUGGCGCCCUUCUAUCCCUCAAUGGCAAAAGAUGAGAAAGGUGUCGGAUCGACAGUUGUUGGAAUCCUCAUGGCAAGUUUAUCAGUAUCAUUCGUAAUCACCUCGUGCAUUAUUGGAAUGGUUAUCUCCAAGAUCGGAAGACGUCUGGUAUUAUACUCAGGAAUCUUUAUCGGAGUCGGCUCCAUGGUGGGGUUCGGAUUUAUGAUCUGGAUUAACAACACAGUGCUCUUUAUCAUUCUGUCAUUUACAUUGAGACUACUAACUGGUGUAGCGUCAGCUAUGAUUUGUGUUGCCGCAUACGCGAUGGUUUCUAUCAAGUACCCCGAAAAUGUUCAGUCCAAGAUUGCUCUUCUUGAAGCAGCCAAUGGAGCAGGACUCUUUAUCGGUCCUAUUUUCGGAGGACUCGUGUACCAGUACACCCACUUCUGUGUUCCGUUCUUUGCAUUCUCUGGGUUGUUCCUGGUAUGUGUGCCAUUCAUGAUGAAGUCUUUGGGACCAGAGCUCGACAGAGACGACAACACACACAACGAUGCACCCAAAGUAGGCUACUUCAAGCUGCUCAAAAACAAAAGAGUGCUCUUCGCAGGAAUCAACCAGUUUUGGAACAUGAUUGUAUUUUGCUCAGGUCAACCUAUUUUCGGCCCCAGACUUCAAGAUAAAUACCACUUUUCUGCUUUUGCAGUUGGAGCGAUGUUUGCUGUUCCGUGUAUUGCCUAUAUCAUUGGAGGUCCAGUACUUCUGCCUCUCAUCACAAAGAAGUUCGAGCCCAGGACAACUAAAAUCGUUGGGUUCUUCAUUCUGGCAAUCUGUUGUUUCAUCAUUGGGCCAUCAAAGAUUCUGGGAUUCCCUGACACGUCCAUUGCAAUGAUGUCGAUUGGGCUGGUUAUUCUCGGACUGGGAGCAGCUUUUACGAUCAUUCCGAUCAUCCCAGAGAUGCUGGAUGCAGUGGAAGGGCAGUUCCUUGACAGCAGAAGCGAAGUCAGCGACAAGUUCUCAGGCAUCUUCAACAUGGCUGGAGGAUUCGGACAGAUCUGAGGCCCAUCCACAGCAGGACUUCUCAACGACAAAGUAGGGUUCAACAUGACUUUCGACAUCAUCGCUCUGUUACUGUUGGCACAUGUUCUCAUUUACAUGAUCGUGUGAGAUGGGUUCAGGUCAGUGAGCAGGUCGAUGAAGGCAACCUGAAUGAGGUGCCGCAAGUCUUCAGGUGACGUCAGGAGCAGUACAUCAACUAGUAGGAAAUUACUUGAGGAAACAACAGACGAAGACGAGGAAUCUAUUACUAAGAAUGAAGAAAGCUACGAUGCUGGAGCAAAUGCUAGCUAUGCAUCAACUGAUGCAAGUUUCCAAAACAACGAUAAUGCUUAUGCAAUCAACACCGAUUAGAU